GCCGGUGCGCCCCACCCAGUUUUAUGUUUAAUCCAUGUGGAUUCUGGAUGGAUAUGUUCCAGGUACUUUGCCGUGAAUGUUAACUAAAUAUAGACUAGACUUUAUAGUAGCCUAAUGUCAAAUAUUGACCAGGGUCUCCACCUAUGGAGCUGCUUUGUCAUUUGUGCGCACUAUGAUAUCUUGAAGGAGAACGUUGAGACAGAGCAGUAGCUUACGCAUUGACAUUCUACUACUCUCGCUGCUAGUCAGCUACAUCGACGUGGCGAUGAGAAACGGCGGAAGGCGGACCUUGCCGCAGCAAAGCGCUAUAGAAGUAGAUUGUGAGAUAUUGUUAGGGCCGCGACACGUCCCUGGUAUCCACGUGUACCCUGUCAUUGAUCAUAACAUAGCACACUAGCGAUCGCAGUAGCCUAUAGCCUACCGACCGACGACCAUCGGCUCUCACUACGAGGAGAAGCAAGACAUCAGUAUCAAAGCAAGCCCUGUCUUCAGCGUGGAAAUGUUUGCGGCGGCGGUGGUCCCCCUGCUCCUCGCACCGCUCCUCAUCCAGGGUGCUCCGCAGGGUCAAGAACCUGAGAGGUCAGAGUCCACUGGUGACAGUCUGCCUCUUACGCUGGUCAAUCCCUUUGGUUCUGCAGAUGAGAGCCGCAGACUCUUACAGAGCUAUAUCAAGGCUAAUUUGAACGAACAGGCAAAUCCAGAUGUCAGUACUCGGGAACAAGAGGUCUUCUUCCUCUUCUCCCUUCAUGACUAUGACAAAAGCGAUCAGCUGGAUGGCCUUGAGCUAAUGAAGCUGUUGUCAGAUUUUCUGUCACAUCUUUCGCAGACCCCCAAAUCAACUGAUGGAGUGGUUGCCAUGGUGGACUAUCUCCUGCAAACUCAGGAUCAGAACCAGGAUGGCCUCCUGGCUCCGUCCGAGCUGCUCUCCCCACCCAUCCAAGCCAGCAAGUUGGAGCCCAUCCCGGAGGCUGACCCGGCAGUAGAGUCCGACUCUGCAGGUGGUGCCCAGGAUAAGCCGAAGGAAGAGGCCUCCCCGCAGCAGGACGGACCAUCUGACACUGCCAAUGAGCAGGAGCAUCCGCAAGUGGAGGGUGAACAGCAAGUGCAGCCGCCUAAGGAGGAGAGAGGGGCACAGGGGGAGGGACAGGCGCCUGAGGAGCAGAAUGUGGGUAACCUAGGAGACGCAGAGGAGAAGGAACAGCCAGAGGCAAAGGCUGCCGAAGAACAGCAGCAGCAGGCUGAGGGGCAGAGGUUAGAAUCGAAUGUCGUGGAGAACCAUCCGAAUCAUGCUCCUGUGCACCAAGGACAGCCUGAGAUGUAGAGAGGGGACGCUGCUUGUGCUGUGUGCAGUGCCGGUGGUCUGCCCGUGAGUAUAAUGCCUAUGCAGACUGGAAACAGGAGUCAGCCAUAUACAGUAGGACAGACUGUUAAUGGAUGCUGUGGUUGUCAUGGCCAAGUGAUUCAAAACAAUUCUGUCUCACGUUGCCUGGAGAAAGUUUUUUUUUUAUCAUUAUAUAUAUAUUUUUAAAUAAUUCUGGAUGGAAAUUCAACAAAAUAGGAAUAUCAUUGCUUGAUUUUAAAAUGCAGGAUGGAAUCUUAUUUAAUACCUGCCCAUAUUAAUAUUUAAAUAAUUUCUUGAUAAAUUGUUGACAAUUAAUGCACUUUACACCACAUACACUUCUAUAUGGUCAUCAGUAUGUGCAUCCUAAAACAACUAUGCAUUUUCAGACAGAAGGUCUGUAAACAGUGUUUGUGCCUAAUCUUCAUUUCUUUAGAGAAUAGAUUUGUUCCCAGUCUCAAAUUUACUUUCAGUGCUGUGGUACACUUAAGUAGUCAAUCACUUAUGUAUUUGCACUAUUAACUAGACUUGAUUAAUUGCGUUAUGCUGCCAUAAGUCAUGUUUGCCACACUAUGGGGAUUUUAUAUCUAAUGUGUAGAAGUCUUUUGCUGAUUGAUUUGUAUAUAAUUGUGUGUGUAUGUGUAUUUAUGGAAAUCGACCCUUCAUUACAGCUAAACACCACAACCAAUGGGAUAUGACUAGAUUGUUUCUGGAACACCACUCACUGUUUAUUCCCACAAAACAAGUCUUACUCUGUCUGCUGUAAGAUUACAUGCGUUUAGAGUUUACAUUUCUUCACAAACACAAAUCCAAUGCAUAUAAUGCAAACAAUACAUGUGCGUUUGAGGCA
Messenger RNA from Alosa sapidissima (American shad), 2189 nucleotides. RefSeq names its product cell growth regulator with EF-hand domain 1 (gene cgref1). The transcript is spliced from 6 exons. Gene Ontology annotation, molecular function: calcium ion binding. Lineage: Eukaryota; Metazoa; Chordata; Actinopteri; Clupeiformes; Clupeidae. The coding region runs from base 500 to 1321 and encodes 273 amino acids. The record is from RefSeq and is a predicted model, not a curated record.